Myotis daubentonii (Daubenton's bat) is the source of this 12646-nucleotide messenger RNA. It is a transcript of the gene IGF1R, whose product is annotated as insulin like growth factor 1 receptor. Gene Ontology annotation, cellular component: axon; plasma membrane; insulin receptor complex. Gene Ontology annotation, molecular function: insulin receptor substrate binding; insulin receptor activity; phosphatidylinositol 3-kinase binding. The record is from RefSeq and is a predicted model, not a curated record. Gene Ontology annotation, biological process: positive regulation of phosphatidylinositol 3-kinase/protein kinase B signal transduction; positive regulation of kinase activity; cellular response to glucose stimulus. NCBI's taxonomy places the organism in Eukaryota, Metazoa, Chordata, Mammalia, Chiroptera, Vespertilionidae.
GAGCGGGUGCGCGGACCCAGGCGCGAGCGCGCCAGCCCCCAGUGUGUGGCAGCGGCGGCGGCGGCGGCAGCAGCGCGGCGAGGCUGAGGCUCUUGUUUACCAGCAUUAACUCCGCUCGGCGGAGGAAAAAAAAAAAAGAGGGGGAAAAACCUGCGGACACGCGAGCGCACCGGGCGAGCUCGAGAGAGGCGGGCGAGCCAGGGGGACGCAGCCCGUGCGUCUGCCCCCGGCGCGCCCGUGCGGGUGCCUGCAGACCCUCGGCCCCGCUCCCCGGGCCCUCCACGCCCCUCCCGCGCCGGGGGAGCUCCACGGCGCGCCGCGCGCCUCGGCUUUGACCUUCAGCUGAGCCGGAGCCCCCACGCGCGGGGCCGGCGGCGGCGGCAGGCGGGGGCCGACGCGGGGCGGGCGCGGGAGCGCUGAGCGCGGCGCGGGCGGCCCGCCGCUUUGUGUGCGCCCUGGAUUUGGGCAGGAGCUCGCGGCGGCGGCGCUGAGGGAGGCGGCGGCGGCGAGCCCGCAGGACCAGCCGGAGCGGAGCCGCUCAUUCAUUUCUGACUCCGCAUCUCGGCCUCGCCCGCGCCCGGCACUUCGGGCAAAGCUUGCGAACUGCAGCGCGCCCUCCCGCCGCCCCCUGGGGUCGGGGUCGGGUUUGUGUAGCCGUAGCCGGGACGGAUUUGGGCUUUGCCCCCUCUCGGUGCAGUUGCCCCCCCCUCCUCCUGCCUCUCUCUCUGCUUUGAAAAUGGAGGCCUUGGCCGCCGAGCUCCCGCCCCGGUGCGCCCCGGGUUCCCCAGUGCGCCCAGCCCUCGGCCGCCGCUGAGCGUCCCCCGCGCCGCCCGCCCCGUCGCUCCGCCUCGGGAGACCUGUUUCCGUCGCCCUCGCCUUUGGAAAAGGGGGCGAAGACUGCGCUGGUGACUUUCCCUCGCCCUCCCCACCCCUUUUUUUAUUGCUGAGAGAGGAGAGUUUGGCCCUAAGCCGCAGGGAUGAAGUCGCCCCUCGGAGGAGGGUCCCUGGCCUCGCUGUGGGCGCUCCUGCUUCUGGCCGCCGCGCUCGCCUUCUGGCCGACGAGCGGAGAAAUCUGCGGCCCCGGCAUCGACAUCCGCAACGACUUCCAGCAGCUGAAGCGCCUGGAGAACUGCACGGUGAUCGAGGGCUACCUGCACAUCCUGCUCAUCUCCAAGGGCGACGACUACCGCAGCUACCGCUUCCCCAAGCUCACGGUCAUCACCGAGUACCUGCUCCUGUUCCGCGUGGCCGGCCUGGAGAGCAUCGGCGACCUGUUCCCCAACCUCACGGUCAUCCGCGGCUGGAAGCUCUUCUACAACUACGCGCUGGUCAUCUUCGAGAUGACCAACCUCAAGGACAUCGGCCUGCGCAACCUGCGCAACAUCACCCGCGGCGCCAUCCGCAUUGAGAAGAACGCCGACCUCUGCUACCUGUCCACCGUGGACUGGUCCCUCAUCCUCGACGCCGUGUCCAACAACUACGUGGUGGGGAACAAGUCCCCCAAGGAGUGCGGCGACGUGUGCCCGGGGGCCCUGGAGGGGAAGUCCACCUGCGACCGGACCACCAUCAACAACGAGUACAACUACCGCUGCUGGACCCAGGACCACUGCCAGAAAACCUGCCCGAGCGCGUGCGGGAAGCGGGCGUGCACGGACAACAACGAGUGCUGCCACCCCGAGUGCCUGGGCGGCUGCACGGCCCCCGACGACGAGGCGGCCUGCGUGGCCUGCAAGCACUACUACCACGAGGGCGUCUGCGUGACCGACUGCCCCCCCAACACCUACCGCUUCGAGGGCUGGCGCUGCGUGGACCGCGACUUCUGCGCCACCAUCCCCAACGCCGACAGCUUCGAGCUGGAGGGCUUCGUCAUCCACGACGGCGAGUGCAUGCAGGAGUGCCCCUCCGGCUUCAUCCGCAACGACAGCCUGAGCAUGUACUGCAUCCCCUGCGAGGGGCCGUGCCCCAAAAUCUGUGAGGAAGACAAGGGGACAAAGACCAUCGACUCGGUGACCUCGGCUCAGAUGCUCCAGGGCUGCACCAUCUUCAAGGGCAACCUGCUCAUUAACAUCCGCAGGGGCAAUAACAUCGCCUCGGAACUGGAGAACUUCAUGGGGCUCAUCGAGGUGGUCACGGGCUACAUCAAGAUCCGCCACUCCCACGCGCUCGUCUCCCUGUCCUUCUUUAAGAGCCUCCGCCAGAUCCUCGGGGAGGACCAGCUGGAGGGGAACUACUCCUUCUACGUCCUGGACAACCAGAACCUGCAGCAGCUGUGGGACUGGGACCACCACAACCUGACCAUCAAGUCCGGGAAGAUGUACUUCGCCUUCAACCCCAAGCUGUGCGUGUCCGAGAUCUACCGCAUGGAGGAGAUGACCGGGGCCAAGGGGCGCCAGGGCAAAGGCGACAUCAACACCCGGAACAACGGGGAGCGGGCCUCCUGUGAGAGCGACAUGCUGCACUUCACCUCCACCAACACCUGGAAGAACCGCAUCAUCGUCACGUGGCACCGGUACCGGCCCCCAGACUACAGGGACCUCAUCAGCUUCACCGUCUACUACAAGGAAGCGCCCUACAAGAACGUCACCGAGUACGACGGCCAGGACGCCUGCGGCUCCAACAGCUGGAACAUGGUGGACGUGGACCUGCCCGCCAACAAGGACAUGGAGCCCGGCAUCCUGCUGCACGGCCUGAAGCCCUGGACGCAGUACGCCAUCUACGUGAAGGCCGUGACCCUGACCGUGGUGGACAACGACCACAUCCGGGGGGCCAAGAGCGGCAUCCUCUACCUCCGCACCAACGCCUCAGUGCCUUCCAUCCCCCUGGACGUCAUCUCGGCCUCCAACUCGUCCUCCCAGCUGAUCGUCAAGUGGAACCCGCCCUCCCUGCCCAACGGCAACCUGAGCUACUACAUCGUGCGUUGGCAGCAGCAGCCGCAGGACGCCUACCUGUACCAGCACAACUACUGCUCCAAAGACAAGCUCCCCGUCCGCAAGUACACGGACGGCACCUUCGACAUCGAGGAGGUGACGGAGAACCCCAAGACCGAGUCGUGCAACACCCCCAAGGGGCCCUGCUGCGCGUGUCCCAAAACCGAGGCCGAGAAGCAGGCGGAGAAGGAGGAGGCCGAGUACCGCAAAGUCUUCGAGAACUUCCUGCACAACUCCAUCUUCGUGCCCAGGCCCGACAGGAAGCGCAGGGACGUGGGGCAGAUCUCCAACACCACCCUGUCCGGCCGGAGCAGGAACAGCACGGUGACGGACCCCUUCAACAGCACGGACUCGGACGACAGGGAGACGGACUACCCUUUCUUCGAGAGCAGGGUGGACAAGAAGGAGAGGACCGUCAUCUCCAACCUGAAGCCCUUCACCCUCUACCGCAUCGACAUCCACAGCUGCAACCACGAGGCCGAGAAGCUGGGCUGCAGCGCCUCCAACUUCGUCUUUGCGAGAACCAUGCCUGCAGACGGAGCGGAUGACAUUCCCGGGCCGAUAACCUGGGAGGUGAAGCCUGACAACACCAUCUUCUUAAAGUGGCCCGAACCGGAGAAUCCCAACGGACUGAUUCUCAUGUAUGAGAUAAAAUACGGAUCGCAGGUCGAGGACCAGCGGGAGUGCGUGUCGCGGCAGGACUACCGGAAGCACGGAGGGGCCAAGCUGCAGAAGCUCAGCCCCGGGAACUACACGGCCCGCAUCCAGGCCACCUCUCUGUCGGGGAACGGGUCCUGGACGGAGCCCGUGUUCUUCUACGUCCAGGACAAAGCAGCGUUUGACAGUCACGCCCACCUGGUCAUCGCGCUGCCCAUCGCCCUCGUGCUGACCGUCUUGGGGCUGGCCCUCACGCUAUACAUCAUCCACAGGAAGCGUAAUCGGAUGGGGAAUGGAGUGCUGUACGCAUCUGUGAACCCGGAGUAUUUUAGCGCAGCCGACGUGUACGUGCCCGACGAGUGGGAGGUGGCCCGGGAGAAGAUCACCAUGAACCGGGAGCUGGGCCAGGGCUCCUUCGGCAUGGUGUACGAGGGCGUGGCCAAGGGCGUGGUCAAGGACGAGCCGGAAACCAGGGUGGCCAUCAAGACCGUCAACGAGUCGGCCAGCAUGCGGGAGCGGAUCGAGUUCCUCAAUGAGGCCUCGGUGAUGAAGGAGUUCAACUGUCACCACGUGGUGCGUUUGCUGGGCGUGGUGUCCCAGGGCCAGCCCACCCUGGUCAUCAUGGAGCUCAUGCCCCGCGGAGACCUCAAGAGUUACCUCCGGUCUCUGAGACCGGAAAUCGAGAGUUCCCGCCGGUCGCCAGAUGUCGUAAAUGUUUCCCUCCACGUCCCGCGUGGCUCAGGGUUCAGGAUCUGGAAGAGGAGCCGCACACAAAUCAAAGAGAAAAGACACGAGAUAAUUUGGAAAUAUUGGGGGAACAGGCAGAAUCACCCCGUCCUCUCGCCGCCGACCCUCAGCAAGAUGAUCCAGAUGGCCGGGGAGAUUGCGGACGGCAUGGCGUACCUCAACGCCAACAAGUUCGUCCACAGGGACCUGGCUGCCCGGAACUGCAUGGUGGCUGAAGAUUUGACUGUCAAGAUCGGAGACUUCGGCAUGACUCGCGACAUCUACGAGACCGACUAUUACCGGAAGGGCGGGAAGGGGCUGCUGCCUGUGCGCUGGAUGUCCCCCGAGUCCCUCAAGGACGGCGUGUUCACCACCCACUCUGAUGUCUGGUCCUUCGGCGUCGUGCUCUGGGAGAUCGCCACGCUGGCCGAGCAGCCCUACCAGGGCCUGUCCAACGAGCAGGUCCUGCGCUUCGUCAUGGAGGGCGGCCUUCUGGACAAGCCCGACAACUGCCCCGAUAUGCUGUUCGAGCUCAUGCAGGUGUGCUGGCACUUCAACCCCAAGAUGAGGCCUUCGUUCCUGGACAUCAUCGGCAGCAUCAAGGACGAGCUGGAGCCCGGCUUCAUCGAGGUGUCGUUCUACUACAGCGACGAGAACAAGCCGCCCGACACUGAGGAGCUGGACCUGGACCCCGACCAGCUGGAGUGCGUGCCCCUGGACCCGUCGGCCUCCUGCUCCUCCCUGCCGCUGCCCGAGCGCCACUGCCCACACCACCACCACCACCACGACGGCCGCGAGCGCUACUGCCGCCACCACCACGACGGCCGCGAGCGCUACUGCCCGCGCCACCACCACGACGGCCGCGAGCGCCACUGCCCGCACCACCGCCAUGAGAACGGCCGCGAGCGCGAGCGCCCCUGCCCGCACCGCCCCGAGAACGGCCUGGGCCACCGCGUGCUGGUCUACCACCGGGCCAGCUUCGACGAGAGGCAGGCGUACGCGCACAUGAAUGGGGGGCGCAAGAACGAGAGGCCCGUGCCUCUCCCGCAGUCCUCCACCUGCUGAAAUGGGACCCGGUCCCGCGAGCAGGGCCCCGUGUGUGUGUGUGCGUGCGUGUGCUCGGCGGGCGGGGGGCGGGCCCCCACCAUCUGGCCACGGCCGCCUGCGCCCCCGAGGUCUGCAGCGCCGCCCUGCUGCCCACAGGCAGGCCUCUCCCCCAUACACACACACACACGGGAUGUUCCCUUUUUUCAAUAUGCAAGCAGCUUAUUGCCCUGCCCAAACCCUUAACUGACACGGCCUUUACGAACCUUAAUGACACUUAAAGCAACAGAACACUAGAGAAUCGAGUCUCCUCACUCCUUCUCUGCCUCUCUCUCUCUGAUCUCUCCGCUCUCUCUCCCUCUCUCUCUCUCUCUCUCUCUCUCUCUCUCUCCCCCUCUCUCUCUCUCUCUCUCUCUGCUUCAUAAUGGAAAGAACAUUAGCCACAAGCCCAACCAGGACGCCCUUCUUAGCCGAUGGAGGGGAGGGGAGCCUCCCCCGUAGCCCCCUCUUGCUCCCAUGCACACCUGCCUGUCCCCGUGGGUCCUUCUCUAACACGUUGCAACGGCAUUUUCCUUUUUAAAAACUGUACCUUCAGCCUUCUUAGGGACACACGGCACUUACCAAGGGCCAUCGUUCAUCCAAGGCUGUUGCCGUGGUAACGCUGCCAAAUUCUGCCAAAACGCGGGACUCCGUCCCUCGCACCUGCCCCCCUUGCGCCCCCCCCCAUUUCCUGGUGGCGGGCGUGUGUGCCGUCUCGGUCACUCCUGUGACUGCCACGCGGGCGGUGCCCUCCAUCCCGUCGUCCCCGGGGAUUCUUGGCGAGUCUCACGUCCACGCAGGUCAGUUUGCCUUUGACUAGGUUAUUCUCCGGGGGAACUGGACGGACGGGGCCGGGCUUCCCUGGGCCACCUCCCCACCCCCAACCACCUCCUAGCCCCAGGGACUCUGCCGCAGACAGGCCCUUUGAGGGAGCAAAGGUAACUCAUGUUCUAGUCUCCUGCCCCCCCCCAGGGCCCCUCCCGGCCCCCGAGGACGCAGAGGAGCAGGGGUUCCCCGGGACAGAGCCCAGCGGUUCACGCAGGUUUGCGAGCAAAGCAAUGCAGACACCUCCCCCCACCCCCACCCCCACCCGUCUCGGGGAGGGCAGUGCGGGAUGCAAGCUGCCCCAGCCUUUGACAUGUUCCGUUCCCAGGACUCCGCGGGUCCUGCGGUUCUAGGUCAGACCCGGAACAUUUGCGUACACAUUGGUCUUUCACGUCAUCACUUUGAUAACUUUUUUACGGUUCAGAUCCUCAUCUAUACGUCUGUACAGAAAAAAAAAGAAGACGGCUGCUAUUUUUAUUUUGUAGUUUUCGGUUAUCUUUGUGGAUCUAUUCUAUGAAAACUUUCAGGUCUCCCUCCUUCCCUCUCUGCUCUCUCUCUCUAAGCUUCUGCUUUCGACUAGAGGCGUCUCUUCCUCUCUCCCCAGGAAUGGGCUCUCGUAGAUCGGCGUUUGCCAUGAACUGCCUGUGAUGCCUUUUCAUAACUCCGCACCCCCGCUCUCUGCUUCCCCCCCGGCCCCCUGCUAGAUCUGUUACAACCUGUAGGCUCUGUGGGCACGAGGCUGGCUGGCGAGGGAGGCGGGUGGAAACGGGGUCCCUUCCCCCGCCCGCCCUCCCUCCCUCGCCCGGCAUUGGAGUCUGUUACUGUGCCAGCCGUAGACAACCUCAGGUCCCAACACAAAGGUCAAGUACUUCCCACGCCUGUUCAGUGUUCCUCGUCGUCGCCGUGGGAAAGAGACCCCCCGCCCCCUUUCCCCGGCCCCUUCCUUUUGGAUGUGACACACACCUUUUGUAAUUUUUAUGUUUUAAUUCUCGGGUACAACAGCAGUUUGAACUGCAGAUACUAGUCAUUUGAAUUACAUUUCUUUUUUCUUUUUCUUUUUUUUAGUGGAUAUUUAAUCCUUCCAUCCUACAAAAAACAGCUGCUAAAUCUAAGGGUGCAGUGGAGGGUGGUCAGUGGCGUGCCGCCGCCACCCUCCAGACCGACCUACCUGUCUGUCCUGAGAACCAGGAAACCCCCAGAAACCCCGUCCGCACGGGGCGCCAGGGGCUGCUGGGAGAGGGCCAGGCUGGGGCGGCGCCCCCAGUGGCCCAGGAGCCCCAUGCUCACCCCAGGGGACCAGGGCCCUGGCACACUUGCCCUGGGCCGGGAAACAAGUCCUCAGGGCCCCGGCGUCUUUUGUUGCGGUUUUUUUUUUAUUAUUAUUUUGUUUUGUUGGUAUUUUUAGCGCUUCUCACCAGAGCGAUUGACAUAGGACCGCACAGAGUUGCUUCUGGGAUGGAAAACGUUUAAGUGAUGAGUGAGAACAAAGCUCAAGUAGGGUGAUGGCUAGUCGGGAUUGGAGAGGAGACACAAGAAGGAAAAUUCGGAGUCGUUUCAGCCCCAGGAUCGUCUCUAGCCCCCGUCCUCACCGUUCCUUCCCCUUCAGAAACUGCGUCCAAGAGAAAGGUUCAUUGAGGAGGUGUAUGUAGGAGUUUGCAUUUAAUUUCCGAUUCCGGUUUCAGUCGCUGAGAGAGCAGCUCGGCCCCCUGAUGGGUUUCGAUACUGACACGAGGGGUUUCCGUGCGUAAGAAGGGACAGUUUUUAUUUUUGGGGGUUUUUAUUUUUUUAUUUUUUCAAACAUGUAUCUACCUCACACUUCUUUUUUAUAUGUGUAUAUACAACAAGGAAUACAUCUCACAUUUCUCAGCACCUGACAAUACGCCAUGGGUACCGGUACCUCAUCCGCGCACAGGCCGCACACGCCCGUGACCGGGGCCAGGCCAGGCUGCAUUCCGGGGCCGCAGCUCGCUUCCCGCCUCUCCCUCCUGUCCGACGGCUUGCCUCUCCCUGCGCUGUCUCCUCUGGCCUUGCUCUCUUCUUCUUCUGACUCGGUUCCCUACGAGGUUGUGAGGUGUCAGGAUUCCCCCCUCUUGGCCCAGUGUCCCCCACUCAGCAGGGAGGUGAGGGGAAAAGCCCCCCCCACACCCCCCAGCAGCUCAGUGGGAAGGAAGGCCCCUCGGCUAUCCCAGCCGGUUGUCCUUGAACCCAGUUGCUUUGUGCGGACGGAAUGGCGAGCCCCUUCCGUCCCUGGAGCAGUGGUUUCGGGAUUUAGGGGCCGGAGGCGGCCAGGGGCGGCCGUCUCUGUUAGCUCUCACCUGCUAGGCAUGGGUGGGGGCCGGCUCCAUCGGGCGCCACGCUGGCUGCCCUGGACGGGGCCUGUGCCAGGCGGCCGGAUGGUCCCUGUGAGCCAGGCACUCGGAGAGCCCCGUCCACCAGGCCUCCUGUCGAGAAUAGGAGGUUCCUACCUCCCAGCCAAUCCCUUCCAGAAUGUUCUGUGGAGAAAAGUCCCCGUCCCCCAUCUCCAGAAUGUUCUCUGAAUUCCCCCCUCCUUUCCUCCUCCCUCCCAGGGGGAAACAAAGAUGUACCAAGCCUUCGGGCUGGAGGGGGGCGGUGCUAGGCGCCAAGCCUCCUUCUGGGGUGUCGGGGUGUCGCACCUCCCACCAGGCCUUGCCUCUGUCCCGCUGCUCACGGGGGUGGAUGGCGUUACCCGGUUCCAACAGCUGCUCUCAGGCCCUGGUGAUGUGAUCUGGGCGACACGACUCGGGGAAAGCGUUCCGAAAAGUUGGGGGCGGCUCUCCCCUCCCGCAGGGACACCCCUCCCCUCUCCCCACGCCCUUGGGACCUCGAGGUCACCGAGAAAUGCUAUCUGAUGGGGGUUCCCCUCACCCACGCUGCCGGGGGACCCCCCGGGUUGGUGGCCUCCCCUCUUUUGCACAUACCUUCCGGUUCCCAGGACUGGACGCAUCCAGUCCAUCCAGGCCGGUCCCAAGGGGUCUCUUCUCGUUCCACGCGUCCGAGCUGUCGGUGUGGUCAUGUUAUCGUUUGACGUCGGUGGUUUUUCUUUGAGUAGAAAGCAAACACUAACCAGUCGUAGUGCGCAUCGUAACCAAUGCUUCCGCGGCGCUGCAGUUAGAGAAACAAACGCUUGCUUGCGUGAGGGUGCGGUCAUCCUACUGGACCAAGCCACCCCGGGACCCGCCCGCGAGGCCGGGGUCCCCCCUCCCCUUGAUUUUUUUUUUUUUCUCUCUCAUACGCUCCGAAUAAUUCACUCGAGCCGAACUGGGGCAUUUCCCACGCGGCCUCCUCCCGCCAGCUGCUCCCGCUGCUCGAAGCCGCUCGGACCACGGCGCAUCAUGGAGCCGCUGUGAGGUCCGCCACCGCCAAGCGCGCACCGCGCCCUCCCCGGCGCAGCGGGAGCGAAGCCGGCCUGUUCUGGAGACGCUGUCCAGGCCCCGCGGGGCGAGGCCCGGCCACCCAGGUCUCCUUUACGGGGUGUCGUGAUGUUGGACACCCAGUUGAGAUGAGCUUCCUUGGAGGAGGAGGAGGCGAGAAGAUGGGGUUCACGGCCAACGCUGGCCUCCCCUUCCAGCCCGUUUCUCGUGGCGCGAACGAGGUUUCCAAGGUCAGAGAAGCGGCUGGGGAAAAAGAAGAGUUUCUGGUGGAACUGCCGACUGGCAAGAUGGCUUGGUAGGAACUGGUUGGUGUGUUCUGGCGGGCGCCACGCAUUCACGAGCCAAGUCCGGUGCCAAAUCCCAGGCCAGUGGGUUCCACCGACGCCUUUCUCGGCAGCCCACCUCCGUUGGCGGGUGGGCGCGUGGCGCAGGCCACCCGAGCUCCAGGGGCCAGAAGGCGAGGAUGCGCGGUCCAAGGUCCGAGCGGCCAGAGGAUGGAAGGCAGCUCCUUCCCAAGUCGGAGGCCCCUCCCCGGGGGCAGCAGCCCUGGGCGCCCUGCCUGGGCCCGUCCCGGGGGCGCACGCGCGGCCUGGGGCCCGUCCUCCGGUCCAUGUUGCCUCUGUGCGCGGCGGCCGUCGCUCCGUCUCCCGGGCUCCGCAGCGCCGGGAGAUCCGGACCGGAGACCCGCUCUUCGAAAGAAGCGGCGAUGAAAGGCCCAUGUCCUCGCUCCAGUCGGGACACAGUCGCUGCCAAUGAGACCGAGAAAGGAUGCCGCUUUGGACCGAACCUCUCUGUUACAGCCGGCGAUGCUGAAGAUACAGAGGACAGGCCCGAGGGGGUCACGCCUGGCCCCCAGCUCGGAUGACAGAGCCGGUCCUGCGGAGAAGAAGCGGGUGGACGCUCCUGGAUGGAGGGAAGAGCCGAGCCGGCGGGAGGACACCUCCGUGGCGGAGAGAAGAAUGGCGAGCGCCAGGGCGCGGGGCCCGGAAGGAUGGACGGUUUCUUGAAGGCGUGAGACCAGGGCCAGGCUCGGGAGGCCUCCAUGGGCAUUUGUCUUCAGCAGACACCCCGGCGCCCUGCGUGGGGGACUGUGAUCGGAGUUCAGUCCAAUCGUCGGAGGACACGAACCCCACAUCACGCCCGUCAGUGGUCGGCUCGGGGGCAUGACUUUAGGGUUUUCUUUUUGUCGUUUAAGCAAGAAUAUGAUUACUCAUCUAUAUUUUUUGUUGGUUUUUUUUUUGAUUACUCAUCUAUAUUUUUUUGAGUUUUUUGAUUACUCAUCUAUACUUUUUUGUUUUUUUUGAUUACUCAUCUAUAUUUUUUUGGUUUUUUUGAUUACUCAUCUAUACUUUUUAUUGGUUUUUUGAUUACUCAUCUAUAAUUUUUUUGUUGGUUUUUUUGAUUACUCAUCUAUUUUUUGUUGUUGUUGUUUUUUGAUUACUCAUCCGUAUGGCCACGUUGGUGUGUGUCCUCAUUUUUCUGGUCAGCAUUCUUUUAAUUACUCACACAGCAUUUUCAGUAGGGCUCAUGUCCAGUAGAUACGGGUAGUCAGUCGACGAAGAUCUGGUUUACAAGAACUAAUUCAACGUUUCAUUGCAUUUUUGUAAGGACAUAGAAUAAUUUUAUACAACGUUUGUAGUCCGUAAUCGCCGAAAUAAUUUAAAGACACUUGGGUUUCUCCGUGCAAAUGUAUGCUCGUGAUCCAUUUAUUAUUUUUUUUUAUAGGACACCUGUUUACUAGCUAGCUUUAUGAGAUGCCAAAAAUGCAUUUUCCCUGCCCCCAAGCCCUGCAUAACUCUUUUUACAUCCCCCCACCCCCACCCCACGCUUCAGGCCCUCGUUUAUAGCAAAGGAUGGAUGGCGAUUUCAGUAGUUCUGUAUCUUCAGUAUCUUGGUCUUCCCGAACCUUCUGGUUGGGGAGGGGAUCAUCAUUUGCUGGUCAUUUAUCUUUGGAGUGUAGCUACUUUAAGAGACUGAAGGAACCUCACUGGCCAAGGAACCAGCGAGGGUGCUGCCGCCCAGCGGUGCCCGGCGGUGCGCCCGGCACUCGGCAUCUGGUGCGGCUGUUGCCAUGGUUGCGGGACGCCUCGCGAUGGAGCGGUUGACAGCACAGCUCCGCAGCGUCACAGCGCGGGCCGCACGCAGACUUAUCACGCAAGACGGUAAUUCUGGUGCCGGCAGACUGUUCGCUUACAUGCCUCAUAUUAUGAUUGAUGCUUUGUUAUAUAACCAGAGACUCUUAUUUUUUAAGGCACAACACCGAAGAUACAUUUUUCCAAUACAAAACAAAGUUGAAUAAAAACUACACACACACACACAAUUUUUUUAAAGUCUGACUCCAUUUCCUCUUGCGCCCAGUGGGUUAUGGGCCACGUCCACACAAUGCCACAAAAGCCCCACCAUUGCUAACGGGGUGUUUUGCACAACAUGGGAGAAAGGUCCAGAUACAGUAUUUUCUGUUUGCAACUUGGCAUUCGGAUGUUUGGUGUUGCGUAGACGCGUCCACAGGUGGAAUAGAUGCUUGGCAAAAACACCUGUGUGCUUUGUAAGCCAGUGGGGUUGACAUGAGGGGUUUGCCAGAGUUUGUCCUCUGGGAAAAAAUGUUAAAAAAACAAACAAAAUCAAACCAGAAGGCGCGAUGAAAUGGAUGUAUUGCAGAUCAUUUAUUUUCUGAGUUCUCUUGUUUAAAAAAAAAAAAAAGUUUUUUAAAAUGUUUUUAAAAACCGGUAAUUGACACAGCCAAUUUGUUACGUAAAAUGACUUUCUGUGUACAAAUUAUUCCUAAAAACUUCCUGUUUAUAUACAAAAAAAAUCAGUAGCUAAAAAAAAAAAAUUUUCAAAAUGGUUUUGUAUACUCCAUUGUAAGAAUUUAUCCCUGUUAUCGCGAUAUACUCUGGAUUCUUUACAUUACGGGGGGGUAAAAAGAAACUAUUUUGAAUGGCUGAAGCUAAUGCGACUUUAGUUUAUCUUACUCUGCUUUUUUCUAGUAGUUCAAGUAUUACACGGUUUACGUUCAAUAAAGGAAUUCAGUAUGCA